CUCCAACCCCUUUAAUGUUCGUAAAAUUUGAGAAAGCAGGGUCAAGUCAAAACCAUUACUCUAAAACUUCCAGGUUCAAGCAACAAUCACUCUCAAACAUCCAGGUUCCUCAAACACUCACUCUAAAACUAGCAAACAUGCUCCCCAUCAUCAGUCUCCUAGGCAUUUCCCACAGCGGCAAGGCCGCACUCGGGCGCCAACUCUCCGGGGUCUACAACCUCUACUACCUCGACCUCGAGGAGAUGCUGCGCAAGAAGUGCGAGCUGCCGUUCAAGCGAGCCGGGAUCGACUGCACCAAGUGGGCAGAGAAGGGCGAGCCGGUGCCCAACGAGGUCAUCCGCGAGCAGAAGAUCGGGUACGUGUCCGUCGCCGAGGUCCAGAUCUUCAACUGCCGGCUGCGCGGCGAGCCCGUGCCCGUCUACGUGAUCCUACAGGCCCUGCUGGAGACCGUGGAGGAGGUGAGCGGGGACAAGGACCGCGGCGGCCGCGCCUACAACGCCAUCCUGCUGCACGGCUUCUCCCAGGCGCUCCAGGACUUCCACUACAUGCGGAACCACUUCGCCGAGUUCCACGUCUUCCCCAAGCUCGCCAUCCUCAUCGAGUGCCCCGUGGACGUGGCCAUGACCCGCUUCAUCAACCGCACCUCCGACAACGAGGACGCGGCUGCCUUUGGCAAGAAGCUGGAAGGCCAGAGGAAGGACCUGGGGGACCUUAUCCCCGUCUUGGAGCCCUCCAGGCUGGUUCGGUCAACCAAUGACGGCUCUAUGGCUUUCGACAAGGCUUUCGAAGAACUGGUCGCUCGCCUCAAUCGGAACGUCUUGUGGAAAAGCAUCGUCGGUGCUAAGGCCCUAGGCGAGACGUCGUCGCCCAGUGCAGUAGAUGCGCAGUCGACCUAAGAGAAUGCUUUUUUGCUAGAUUCUUAUGCUUUUAGAUUGUGAGAAUGUUAGAUCCCAAAUCGUAGACUUUGAAAUACUACCUAACCUACCACUUACAUACCUACUCCUAGGACCAUAUCUAGGAUGGUGGUCCUCAAGGGUUCGGCAAGAAACUCCGGGGGUUGGUUGGCGCGUAGGAG
Molecule: messenger RNA, 1075 nt
Organism: Hypoxylon fragiforme
Lineage: Eukaryota; Fungi; Ascomycota; Sordariomycetes; Xylariales; Hypoxylaceae
Exons: 2
Coding region: 15-896 (293 amino acids)
Source: RefSeq, a predicted model, not a curated record